AUGGGUAGUGGAGCUACUAAACGUGAAAUAUUGGAGAAAAAAUUGGAGAAAAGGCUGCAGGAUCCAAAAACAGAACCAUUAAUAUCUUUGCCACUAGAUUUUUUGGAAGACAUCACAUGCGGUUUUUCCACUGAACGAGUACUUGGCACGGGUGGGUUUGGAGUCGUAUACAAGGGAGUUCUCCGGAGUGGCAAAACUAUUGCUGUAAAGAACAUUUUUGAUAAACAUCUGCUGGACAAUGAUAACCGAUUCGAGAAUGAGAUCAUUUGUCUUACGGAGGUGGUUGGAAGUUGGAGGAAUAGACUUAUAGAAAUAACACCCAUGCAUAUGUCACCAGAAAUGUGUAUCCAACAAGUGCAACAAUGCAUCUCUAUAGCCCUGAAGUGCCUGGAACCUGAGUCGAAUAAAAGGCCUACUUCACUGGACAUAGUUCAAAGUCUAAAUGCAGUAGAACCAAAAUGUACAUCUCCUGGAAAUCCCCCCAGUGUCGUUGAGAAGAAAUUAGCCUACACAGCGACAAGUUAUUCACUAAUCUCCAUGCGCGGAGGCAUCAAUUGGAUUUACCCAGAUGAACAUGCAAAAUCGAUCACAUAUGACACCAGCGGCUUGAUAUUUGUGGACGAGGUCCAGUCGGGAGCCCCAGAGUGUCGAUUGGAGCCCUCCAACUUGGGAUUCCAGUUGGCUGGGGCGCCACUAAGUCACGAGUGGUGUCUGUAUGAUGCAGAAGACCUUCUCGAUGAGUUUAGAUGGUAUGAGAAAAAGGUUUCUGUAGAGGGCAAUGCUAUCUCAGUGGAACCAAUUAUUAAAUUCUUUCAAAGUGUCACUCAAGGUAACUUCAACAAGGUGACUGGUAUCCAGAAGAGGCUCAAUAAUCUCUCCAAGCAGCUUGAGAAACAGGGCUUACUUCCAGCAAUUCCAAAGUUUGACAAAUCAUCUAGGCCCGAGACCUCCUUUUUCUCCACUGAAGCAAAGAUGAUUGGUCGUGAUGAGGAAAAGAAGAAACUGAUCAUGUUACUUGGUGUACCAACAAAUAAAAGCUCAGGUCGUUCCGGAUGCAAGAGAAAAAGAAGAGUCAGUUCAUCAACAAGCAACCAAGUUUGUGCUACUAUUGAUAGUAACGAAGCAACAAUAGUGAGUGUUCGAGUUUUGCCAAUUGUUGGAAUUGGGGGUGUCGGAAAAACCACCUUGGCUCAAGAUAUUUGCAACCAUUCAAAAGUGAAAGGUCACUUUGACCUGAUAAUUUGGAUUUGUGUAUCGGAUGAUUUUGAUGUCAAGAGGUUAACUAAAGAAGCCAUAGAACAAACUUCUGGGGAAGUGCUAGAAAAUGGUAACUUGAAUUCUCUCCAGCUUGCUCUUGCAAAUAGCGUGAACAAGAAAAGAUUCUUGAUUGUCCUUGAUGACAUGUGGGAUGAAAAUGAGGAACAUUGGAAGCACUUGUGUGCACCUUUUAAAAAUGCAUUUCAGGGAAGCAUGAUGCUUGUCACCACUAGGUCUCCGAAGGUUGCUGAUGUAGUGCGUACAAUGGAUUCCUUUCCCUUAGAGGGUUUGAAAGAUGAUGUCUUUCGGAAGUUCUUUAAGUCCUGUGUGUUUGGGCCUAAUAGCUCCAACAUUGAUCCUAAGUUGGAACGGAUUGGUGAGAAAAUACUCCCAAAGUUGAGAGGCUCUCCUUUAGCUGCAAAAACUCUAGGACGGCUGUUAGGAAUGAGCCUUGAGCUAGCACAUUGGGAUAGGAUUCUCAAGAGUCAGCUGUGGGAGCUUCAACAAAAGGAGACUGACAUUUUGCCGGCUCUUCGGUUGAGCUACAUGUAUUUCAUUGUAUUUAAAGAGAUGCUUCUCAUUCUGUGCUGUGUACCCGAAAGAUUACAUAUUCAAAAAGGAGGAUUUAGUGGAGAUUUGGGUGGCAGAAGGCUUAGUGGAACAUCACACUGGUGGUCAAAAUAUCCACGGUCCCACAAGAAAUAUGUAAUACAUGAUUUGAUGCAUGACAUGGCACAACUGGUUUCAAAGGAUGAGUGCUUUAUAGUAAAAGAAAAAAAUGAUAUUCCUAAGAUCCCUCAGAAUGUCCGCCAUCUGUCAGUGGUCAAAGGCGGAGAUAUUCAGUGUUCUGACUUAUUGAAGAAUGACAUGGCACGGCUUAGAAAGCUGCGCACCCUAUUUUGCCACCUGUCUUUAAAGAGUGAAGCUGAUAAUACUGUGAUGGAGAAAUGGUGUAAUGAACUUUUGUGCAUGCGUGUCAUGGUCUGUUCUAUCUCUAAGUGGGGCUUACCAGGUAAUAUUAGCAACAUGAAGCUACUUCGGUACCUUCAAAUCCUCGACUCUAGCCUUUGCAAGAGCCUUCCUUCAGCAUUCUGUUGCCUCUAUAAUAUGCAAAUAUUUAAUGCUACGAAAUGGAGCAUUGAUGACAUUCCUAGCGGCUUUGGUAUGCUGAUCAACAACAACAACAACAACAACAACAGCAAAGCCUUUGGUAUGCUGAUCAAUCUGCAGAAAUUUGAAUCAGUGAAAUGUCAAUUUCAUCAUAUACAUUCAGUUGGUACUCUUAAAGGUGCAACAGACCAAGGACAGAAGAGUCAAUUUGAGCUCAUAAACUAUAAUGGUGAUUCUCUCCCAAACUCACAGCAGGUUCACAGUUACGACAGCACUAAUAGCACUCUCUUGUCCGUGACUGAUGUAGUCAUUCACAGUUGCCAAAACUUAUCAAGCCUCAAACAAUUUCUACAGCCAGGUUAUGUACCUACCAUCAAGAACAUAGAAAUUUCAGAUUGUGGAAGUUUAGAAUCAGUACCAGCUGAUAGGUUUGGAGAUUUGCAUUUCCUUGAAGUACUGAGUGUGUCCAAGUGUCCAAAUAUAAAAUCACGACGCCUGUUUGCUCCAUCCCUAAAGAAGCUGUAUCUGGAAGACUCUGGGGAUCUUGGAUACAAGAAUGAGUGUAGUUCUCUCACCAUCUUGCAUUUAUCAAAUUGCCCUCUUGAAUCCAUUGAACUGCAAAUGUGCAAUCUCCGGUUACUGCAGGAGCUCAAGAUCAGAUCUUGUCCCUCUCUGACAGUUAUUAGAGAUUCAGAACCUAUAUCCUCUGACAUUUUACAUGGUGAGGCCAGAAGCAGAGCCAUUGAUAACACUUUCUUGUCCCUGACUGAUUUGCCAAAACUUAUCAAGCCUCGAACAAUUCUACAGCCAGCUUAUGUGCCUAUCAUCAAGAAAAUAGAAAUUUACUAUUGCAGAAGUUUACAAUCUGUACCAACAGAUAUGUUUGGAGAUUUGUGUUUCCUUGGAGUACUGCGUGUAUCCCAUUGUCCACUGAUCAAAUCAGAGCAUCUGUUUGCCCCAUCCCUAAAGGAGCUGUAUCUGGUGAACUCUGGGAAUCUCGGAGGCAACAUUGAGUGUAGUUCUCUCACCAUCUUGCAGUUAUCAGACUGCCUCCUAGAAGCCAUCGAACUGCAAGUGAGGAAUCUUCCAUUACUACAGAAUCUUGAGAUCAUUCGUUGUUCUUCUUUGACAAUUAUUAGAGAUUCAGAACCCAUAUCCACUGACCUUUUCCACGGUGGGGCCCAAAGCAGAAUGGGAAAAUUUCCCUUACUCGCCCACCUAACCAUUGUCUCCUGCGAGAAGCUUAAAACUAUAGAUGACCUCCUAUAUCUCCCUGCCGUUGAGAGAAUUUCGAUUACGGAUUUUGGCUUGCUGCUGUCCCUGCUAGCUCAUAGAUUGGGAAGUUUUCCUCGUCUGAAAGAUUUGAAGAUUUCAGCCUGUCAAGGCCUCAACUGGCAGAGUGGAAUGCUGUUAGCACGGUCUCUCCAAAAGCUCACGUUAUGGAAUUGUGGGGAUUUCUCUGCCUGGCUUCCAAGUUGCCUGGAGAACCUCACCUUCCUCGAGUCACUGGAGAUUCGUGACUGUGAAUGUAUAGUGUCUGUUCCUGGCCACCUGUGGAGCAGUAAUCUCAGAUCACUUCAAAGAUUGAUGUUUUAUAGUUGUUCAAAGCUUAAAUCUAUUGGUGGACCAGGCACAAUUACACACAUAAGAGAUUUAUGUAUUGAUGACUGUCCAGAGUUGAAGGAAAUUGACCAGCCACUGAGGAGAGGCUCAUUUUUGUAG
Molecule: messenger RNA, 4089 nt
Organism: Miscanthus lutarioriparius
Lineage: Eukaryota; Viridiplantae; Streptophyta; Magnoliopsida; Poales; Poaceae
Source: the annotation of a GenBank genome assembly